AGAUAGUCUAAUAGCGAUAGUCACAAAAAAGAUUAUUUGUUAGUUAAAAUGCAUUCAAUGCGAUUUUUUAAAAUAGUAAAACACAACAGAAUUAAAAUUAUUUAAAAAAAAAUUAAUCACUACAUGAGAAUGAAAAAUUAAGAUAGUAAAUUUAAGUAAAUUUCUCUUCUAAUUCUAAACAGGGGGAAAAAUGCUACAUCACGGUGUGGUGGCGCUUUUACCUCCUGACAUGCUUUGGUGAACUAUUGAAAGGUCAAGGCUCAAUCAACCGGUAUCUGACUGUGCUAUAUUGGCGUGGUUGUGGAAUAUCUGAAGUCAUUUUCUUGUUAUUGGUCUUUAAAAACAUAACAUCAUGAGCAAAUACCAUAGGCCCGAUACUCAGACUAUUCAGUCCUUGAAAGACAUUGCAAACAAGCUUAGAAUACACAGUAUUGAAGCUACAAAUGCCAGUAACUCCGGGUAAGUAAAAGUAAAAUAUUCCUAACCAAGAAAAGACAACUCAUUUCUCAUUCAAAUUAUUGUCACUUGGACUAAAAUCGCGAUAAACUGUAGGUGCUCCGCCUAAAUAUACUGGGCAUAUAUACCUGCUUUACUAUAUUAGUACCUAGCUGUCGCGUUACUUUUGGAGGCCCCCUUUCUACUUUUUAAAUUUGUAAAUCACAGCCACAUGAUUUCACAUGACGGCACCUCAACUUUGAGCACCUUGGCCUUGCCUUUUUCUUAUUUAUGUCUUAAAUAUCUGAGGCCCUUACGGUGGCCUAACUUUAACUGUUAAUAAUCAAAUGACAAGGGUCAGAGUACUUUAUCUUACCUUAUUUAUUAGUAUUAUUACUUUUAUGAAUUUGAAUUAUUUGAUUAUUCUAUGACAAUAAUUGGCAAUGUCAAUGGAUUAUUUUGGAAAAUAACUAAGUUGUAAGUUGUUAAUUAGGUAUACUAGACGACUAGGGGCAGGGACCUAUAACUAUCGUUUAUAGGCUAUAAUUUGUAUAGACCUAAUAUAAUUUAAUUUAGAUACAGUAAUAUACGACUAUAAAGGUAGGCCUACAGUACUGAAAAGAAACAAAUAUUAGCCUAUCUUGUUGACUUUUGUGAGUAUUUUUAUCCUGAAAGAAACUAACAUACUUACUAUUAGUAUUAGUAGUAUUAGCAUUGAUUUACCACAAUAUGCAUAAUGCUGUCUUUCUCAACAUUUGAAGAUACAUUUGGGGGUGAGGGUGGGUCAGUCUGUUUUUAAUAAAAAGGGGUGUCCAAUUGAAAUAUUAAGCUUCCUUUUGGCUCCAUGCAGAAUAUAUAUAUAUAUAUUUAUAUAUAUAUAUAUAUAUUUUUUUUUUUUUUUUUAAAGCUUAAACCUAUUUAGAGGGCAUCGGGCAAAAAGGUUUGUUAACGGUGGCGUAAUUUAAGUGUUCAAGUCCAUAAUGCCUUGCUUUAGCAAGUGUACAUAUAGUUCACUCAAAAAUAUCUGGAACAAAGAUUGCUGCAGACUACAGCGAACUGAGUGGAUUUGCUUGCCAAAUGCAGGCACAGGCCUAGGUGCAUCUUCACUCUUUUAAUGUUCUUCACAAGUGGGAAUCAGGGGGUGUAAAAUUGGGUGAAUGGUACAGGUAUGGGAAGUCACUACCAAAUGAGAGUUGUCCUGGAAAGUUUCCCUGCAGCCUGUGGACCCAUUCUGUUGAUACUACUGUCAAUUCAUGUGAAGGACCCUUGCAUGACAGAACCUUCUCCAAUCUUGAAGAAAUGAUCAGAUUACCAUGCCCCCAUAGCAUUCUUGGAUGAUGGUAAGAGAAAUGCCUUCCUCUGCAGGAGAACACAUGUAUGAUUCUCAUUUAUUGAAACAGUUACUAGUCGACCAAACUUUUCCUUUCAUUAAAGCACUACAAGCAUAGCAUAAAUGUUACUUGGUGCCUACUUAUUAAAUCUCUGUCAAAAUUGUUCAUCUAAAUUGUUUUUCUCUUUUGAAAGACCCAUUUCGAGCAACAGUGGCACAACACAAUUUUAUUUUCACUACAGGGAACAGCUGGAGCUAUGCCCAUCUGCAAAGGCACAUGAACGUUCUAGAUGCAUGAGUUUCAUUUUUGUAUAUUUUAGUGGAUACCGCAUUUCGUGGAGAGUUGGCUAUGUUAUAUCAAGUAGUGUAUUGUUAUAUCAAGUAGUGUGUCAGUCUUUCUUUGAUCAAAUUUUAUUAUAUGGAAAGAAUUGGAUUAAACAUUUGUUUAUGCAUCAAGACUAUAACUUGGAAAUCACUAAUACACUCAUUACAUCCAUGGAGUCCUUACGUUAAAAUCUUCCACUGGUAAUGGUUAAACUUAAAUAGCAAAGAACUUGAAGAAAAAUUGAAUAUUGCCUCUACUGACUCUACUUCAAUAUCAAGAAAUGACAUUAUUGCAUGUUCAAGUUUCUUACAUUAAUUAAUAUGAGUAUUCGGAUUAAUAUGAUGCUUAAUUAUCAAAUUUUUAAUUUAAGACAUUUUAAAAUCAAGUGUUUUAAGUUAGAAUAGAAAAUGUAUUGAACAUUCAACAAUAGGUCAUACGGUUAAAAAGUUAUAAUUUUUUAUGCUGCAUAAACAUUACCAAAUUCUGUGUUUGUACUAGGGGUGUGCCGGACCCCGGUCCGGAAUCCGGUUCCGCCGGAUUUUGCACUAUCCGGUGAAAUCCGGUUCCGCCGGAUUUACAUGUAUCCGGAACAACCGGAUUCCGGAAUCCGGAAUAUACCGGAUUUCGGAAUUUGCCAGAUUUUGUGACUCACCGGAUCAUAAUCUGAAAUAAAAGUAAUUCUCUUUCCCGAAUUUCACACGAUCACGAUACAUUAAUCGAUUGUUUCGAGCGUUGAGCUUGUUUAAUGUUUAAUAUUCCGUACAUACCAGAGGCUAGAGUCAGCACCGCUAAUAGUGGCCAAUAGUGUAGGGACUUUGAUAAGAAAAUUUAAACUUUUUGUAAAAAUAAACCAAUGGCAUAGUUGAAAAGAUGUAAUUUUUUAAAGAAUUAUAACACCAAAAUCAUAUUUUUAGCUGUUGUAGUUUUAAAGUUAUGAAUUUUUAAAGUACGACUUGGUUUGUCAUUUUUUAACAUGGACUGCAUCUCCACAUUCUGUGAUCUCAUUCCACCAAUCCCGUCAUGCGCAAUGACUAUAUAGUUUAUAUAAGGCAACGCAUUCCCUGCCUUAUCACUAAAAUACUGUUUAGACUUAGUUUAAACUUUCAACUUUGGCACAUGAAUAAUUAAUUAAAGCUUUCCCUGACCAAUGGUUUAAUAGUUUUUGCACACGGCAAACUCUUAUGAAUGAAACUCUGAGGUAGUACUACGAUACAGUUAUGCAAGUGGCUGUGAAUGGUUGCCAAUGACAACGUGUUGCACACGGUAAAUUCUGAUCAUUUAUAAUAUGGAUUCUACCGGGUUGUUAAAGCUCAAAUUAAAACAUUCCAGUUUAAAUGUCUUUAAAUGCAUUCUGAAACACAAGUUAUCAAUUAUUUUGAUGUAAAUAGUGAUAAUAAAUUAAUAUUUCCUAAGUAUCGUCAACUUCCGCCAUUAAAAAGGGGGGCGUGGCCAACCCCAUGGCGAAAUUAGGUUGAGCGAGCUGCAUAACCUGCUGCGAACGCGUAGAAACAUGGCGUCUCUCGUAAGACACUUAUCCAAAUGGAACGGAACUCAAAUAUAUAUCGAAAGUACUAAUUUAAUAAUAAAUAGACACACACAUCGGAAAAUUAAAAACUCGGAUUUUUUGGCGCCGAUUGCGAAUUCCCAUACACAAAAAGUAGUAGUCCACCUUGACUUACCGAAGUAUCUACCAAUAGUACCAAAAUCCGGAAUCCGGGAGAAACCGGAAUCCGGAUCCGGCGGAUUUCGCAUAAGAAAAUCCGGAUCCGGAUCCGGUUGGAAAAAACGGAUCCGGCACACCCCUAGUUUGUACCUUAACAUUUUUGGACACCGUUAAAUACUGAGAUCAAUUUAAUCAAGUGUUUUUGUACUGCCUGCUUGGGACUGAGCAUGCUCAAUCAUGUCAAUAUUAAGCCAUCUUUAAAAAAAAAACAUAUUUCCAAACCAUUGUCAUGUUAAUAUUUAUUCAACUAUACUCUAGGGAUUAAAUAUAUACUCUUGACAUUAAUUAACAACACUGUUUUUCCAACUGGCAGAAAAUAUGAAAUGUAAAGAUUACUAAAAAAGUUAUAAAGAUUUAAAUAAGACCUCUCUCACCCCUGCACAUUUGCCACAAAGUAUUUAUCUACUUUUAGGGAGAAGCAAAUAAUCUUUCAUGAUACCCUGUCUUCUUAUUUCAAGUCCCAAAGUUAUGUUUUGAUAACAUCUAAGACCCAUGAUAUAAACUAUAUUAUUAUUUUUAAUUGUUCUAUCAGCCACCCGACAUCAUGCUGUUCAGCAGCAGAUAUCAUGUCAGUUUUGUUCUUCCAUACAAUGCGUUACACCAUCAAAGAACCACGUCACCCAAACAAUGAUCGCUUUGUGCUAUCAAAAGGCCAUGCAGCACCUAUUCUUUAUGCUGCCUGGGCAGAGGCAGGACUUUUCCCUGCUUCUGAUCUGCUGGAACUUCGCAAACUUUCAUCUGAUCUUGAAGGUCAUCCGACGCCUGUAAGUAUGUUAAAACUUGUAAGAAAUUAAAGGAAAAUAAAUUAAAAAGCUAUUCUUUUUUUUUUUUAAAUUAUAGACCUAAGCCAUUAUUAAUGUAUUUGUGUUAUACAUAAGUAUUUAAGACACGACUAUAGGUUUUACAUUUUGUAUUCAUGGUAAACUGUCACCAAUUUCACUACUAGCACUAAUCUUACACAUUGUGCAAUAGGGUUAUUUUAAAAUUAAUAUAAUGCAUAAUUUGACAAUUGCCAAAAAAAAAAACAACAACCAGUACUGUGUUUGCAGGAAUCUUUUUUUAGGAUUUCCCUUUAUGCUUAAAAGUCUGUAAUUUUGCAGUUUUUUUUUUUUUUGACUUGUUCCCCAUAUUGUUAAUUGAAUAGUUUCAUUGCAUUCCUUGUAUGCCGGUAACUAUUUAUUUACAGAGACUUAACUUUGUUGAUGUAGCCACAGGGUCCCUUGGCCAGGGCUUAAGCUGUGCAGCUGGUAUGGCAUAUACUGGCAAAUACUUUGAUAAGGCUGAGUAAGUCAUUAAUUUGUUUCAAAUAAAAUUUAAAAGUUAUGCUUCGGGUAUAGAUUUUUUACCAGCUGUAGAUUGAAUCCUAGUUAUUUAAUUAAAUUUUACAAAAGAUAUACUGCAUUGUUCCAAGUAUAUGCCAUUUUUUUCCCCCCAAAACUAAUACAAGCUGAUUUCAGAUACCCAUAUAAGUAUAGAUAUUCUGAGAGUAAAUUGGACAAGGAAUUUUGUGUUAUGUUGGAAUUCUUUAAGCUAUGUGAAAUGAAUAUGACCUUGUCCUUUCUACAGUGAGUACAAUUGUGCUGACUGUUGGGUCCUUUUUAUCAUCUAAAUAAGUUUUUCAGCCCCAUGAAACAUUAUUCUUUCAGUUUAAACAACAUAAUAAAGUUAUUUGAGAUUAUACAUCUUUAAAAAAAAAAAAUCAUUGGUGACCUACAUAUUUCUUUUUAAAAUUCCUCACUAGUUCAUUAGAACAGUAUUUUUCAUUCCUUCAACCUGUAACACUUUGACAGCAACUAUUAGUGCUAGCUCCACUUUCGUAAUUAUCACUACCAUGAGUGAUGCCAACAAAACUUGUCUUCAAAAUCACUCUACUAUAGAAAUAAUUCAUAUAAAUUAGGCUUUUGUUUUCAGAGCCAACAUCUGAGUCUUAUAAGCUAGUUUUAAAACUAAAUGAAAACUGAAAAUUUAGGCUGGAUUCAAAAAUUAAAAAAAAACUUGUGAACACAUGAAAUAUUAACCUAAGUUUUCUAUAAAAACAUAAUUGUUAGAGUUACCCCCUUUUAAAAAAUUGGUAAAACUUCUAAUUCGCAUUUAUAGUAUUAAUGUUAGUAGAGGACGAUUAUUUCGGCUGUAACACCACAGAAGCUGAUUGCAUAUGAUUGGCCAUUAUGAUAGUUCAUGAGUUAAACUAGGGCUAUUGUCUACAAGCUAAGUUACAAAAAUAAAAUUUUAAGAAUAAAAAUAAUGGUAUAUGUGACCACAGAGCUGUUAGAGCAAGGCCUGCUGCUGCAAGUGGCUUUAGAUAGUUAAGGGCACAAAGUUCUGAUGUGGACAAACUUAAACUAUCAACUUUGAAUUCAGUGGGAUAAAAAAAACCUAGAAGGGGCAGGUGGCUUCCAAAACUCAUGCGCCAUCUCUGUGUGAACACCAAACCUAAGAACACAGCUAAUAAUCAUGUGCAGCCUAUACUUGGAACGAUGCAGCAUUUGAACUUCUAAGUAGUUAAUUAAAUGCCAAUUAUUUUUUAUGUUGUUAGCUACCGUGUGUACUGUCUCAUUGGUGAUGGUGAGAGUGCUGAGGGUUCCAUCUGGGAGGCCCUUGCCUUUGCAAGCCGUUAUCAACUGGACAACCUUGUGGCCAUAUUUGAUGUAAACCGUCUAGGUCAGAGUGAGGCAACAAGUCUUGGUCAUGAUUUGGAUGUGUACAAAGCUAGAGUAGAGGCAUUUGGGUAGGUAACAUGUUUGAUAUCAUUUCGAAUCAUUUAAAUAAUUAUGAAAUUGUAUGUUGAUUUCAUGUUGGCACCCUUAAAACUAUAAAGCUAUUCUACAUUUUAGUUACUGAUGGUUCUAUAUUUUAGCUGGAAUACAUAUGUGGUUGAUGGCCAUGAUGUAGAAACAUUGUGCAAAACCCUGUGGGAGGCCAGUCAAGUCUCUGGAAGGCCAACAUGCAUCCUUGCUAAAACAUACAAAGGACAGGGUAUUCCAGGUAUUGUCAUAUUGUUAAGAAAAUAUGCUUGUACCAAAAGACUGGAGAUUUAAAAAAUAGCAGAGGGUAGCUACAUAAAAGUUAACAUAUUGAAUAGGCCAAAUGUGUGCGGACACUAAAAUAAUUGGAUAAUGUUGAUUGUAGGAAAUUAAAUGCAUUUAUUCAAUAUAUUUUAAUAGUAUAUUAAUACAUUCUUAAUUGAACUUACUUUUAAAUAAAUGGUCUAAUUCAUCUAGUCAUAUUUAUUAUAUCUCUAAUAGGUGUUGCCGAUGUUGAGAACUGGCAUGGCAAACCUCUUGGAGACAAAGCAGAGUCUGCCAUUGCAGCCAUCAAAGAGAACAUGGCAAACACUGGCCCUCAUAAACUGAUUGCCCAACAGCCAACACUUGACUUAUCACCUAUUAACACAAAUGUUCAGCUUUCCACACCACCUUCAUACAAGCUUGGAGAAACUGUGAGGCACAUUGGAUACCUUAACAUUUUUUCUGAUAAAUUUGUUUUAAUUAUUAACUGUGCUAACAAGGGACUAGUAGUAUCAAAGACCUGUUCCUGUUUUAAACAUAUUAAAAUAUAUGAUUUUCUUUUGAAUUGACUGAUAACUAUGAAUUUUUUUUCUCUAUAAUUAACAUUUUGACCAUUUUAUUUAAGGUUGCUACCAGACUGGCAUAUGGAACAGCCUUGGUCAAACUAGGAAAAUCAAACCAACGAGUAAUUGCAAUGGAUGGUGACACCAAAAAUUCAACAUAUGCUCAAAAGUUCAAGGUCAGUUUCUGUGUGGUUGUGUAUUUAAACUUAAAUAAGUUUCAACCUGUCACAGAUACCUCAAGUCCAAUAACUCCAUGUUUUUUUAUAAUUAAGCUCACAAAUAAACGUUAACUGUUAAGGCUUGUAAUAUUUCCCUGGCUGUCCCAGCUAAAUAUGCAGCCUCUGCUUUAUUACAUUCAAUUAAAUGUGGUGUUCACUAAAUUCAUGAUUUUGCAGGAUGCGUUUCCAGAAAGAUUCAUUGAAUGUUACAUCGCUGAACAGAAUCUUGUUGGUGUUGGAAUCGGGUGUGGCACACGAGAUCGCACCAUCCCAUUUAUUAGUACAUUUGCAGCAUUUUUUACUCGAGCUUUUGAUCAAAUCCGGAUGGGGGCCAUCUCCCAAACCAAUGCAAACUUUGUAGGCUCACAUGCUGGUGUUUCUAUUGGUAAGGAUUUGAUAAUGUCUCAAUUGGUAAGGAUUUGAUAAUGUCUCAAGUGAUAGUGUUGUUGCAUGUGAUGAAAAGGUAAUGGUGUAAUCAGGGUGGCUGUAAUGUUCCUUCCCCUUUCUUUUUUUAAAAUAAUAUAUAAAUUACAGAUGUCUUCUUUAACCUUAACAUUAAGGCUUUUAUGGAAAUGUUUAUUGCUUUGUUCUUUAAUUAAUAAGCUGCACCCACAUUCAGUUUACAGUAGGACUUAGCAGGUUUUAGGCCAUAGGUUUCUGGGAGUAGGUCAAAGGUUUUACAUGUUUUAAACUAAAGCAGCGAAUUACAAUACUGAAUAAAAUGGAACACAUAUUCUAAAGGGAUGAAUGCAGAAUCAAAUUUUGCAUAGCUAUUUUUCUGUAGAAAUGUGGAUAAAAAAAUGUCCAUCAAAGACUCCAUCUUACCCUGUAUCUAGCAAUCUUUUUAGUUUUACUUUCUUCAAAUCCCUCUUUUUGAAUGUCAACUCCCUGUUCUACUGGAUUGGUUAAUUCAUUAAGUUCUUUCACGUGUUGAUAUACGUCAUACUAAAAUUGAAUAAAGUCCUUUAUCACAAUAAUUGUAACUUUAAUAUCUUAUUAUUAACACAGGCUGUAAACUUCAUACACACACAAAUGUAGCGCAGCUCACUAAUCAGACAGAAAUAACAAGAGUUCUAUAAACAUUAGUGUUAUUUUUAUGUUACUGAAUGCCUAGUAGUUUACUGUAAAUUGAUGGAAUUCCAUUAUCACAUUUUGGGGGUUAAAACAUGUUCCCAUGUUUAUGAGCCAUUUUUUAAUAUAUAAUUAAAAUAGGUGAAGAUGGACCUUCUCAAAUGGCUCUUGAAGACAUCGCUAUGUUCCGCACUAUUCCUGGUUCUACUGUCUUCUACCCAUCGGAUGCUGUUUCUACCGAGAGAGCUGUUGAGUUGGCUGCCAAUACAAAGGGAGUCUGCUUUAUCCGAACAAGCAGGCCUAAUGUGCCAGUUAUUUACAGCAAUGAAGAGCCAUUUGUGGUUGGCAAAGCAAAGGUAAACAAAAAGUGACCUGUAUAUCAUUAGUAACUUAUGGAAUCUAUAUUGUAUUAUAGAAGUAAGUAUUUUUAAUAUUAAUAAUGGAGAUCCACACAUAAUUUAAGGUGUGUUUUGACCUAGAUCAAAUAGUGAUUCCAGAUGCUACAAGAAAAGAUUAGAAGUCACACAUUUUUUUGUUGAUUUAAAACAUAUACAAGAGAACAAAAGAUGCAUUAAUUUUGAUCCUCAAAAAUUGUUUAUAUUACAUAAAUUGCUUGUCAAAAGACAAGCUGCUUAGCAAUGAUCAAAAUUUAAAAAAAAAGAACUAUUUUUCUUUGGAAUUUUAUCUCCCAUUUGUUCAUUUAGGGGGCACCCAUACAUUAUGUACACACUGAGGGGGGUUGUUGAUUUAUUGAGAUUUUUGUAUUUGGCAGUGGGGUGAGCCUUUUCAGAAAGUAUGUACAUUUAUAGAACAAAGUUUGCAAAAUCAUCCUGAAAUUCAUUCUCUAAUAUCUCUAAUAAGCCUGCUGUUUCCACAAUUUCUAAUAUUUUCAAAAAGUCUGUAAAAAUGUUACCACAUUGUUUUGUUUUUAUCAUCAUACUUUACUUUUGCUCUGUGUUCUUGCAAAUAACUUGCCAGAUUUUGCAACAGAAUAUUUAGCCUACUGUGGUCCAGGGUGCUAGUGACAUAAUUUGUAACAUAAUAAUUUCAUUAGGCUGAACCAAAGAGAAAAAAAAAAAAAAGGAUGAAAAAGGGGCAAAUUUAACCUGCAACAAAAUUUUUAACACUUUAUGACAGUGCAGGCUUUUCAAAAAUUUUUUUCCCCCAUGCUCAAACUGAACACCUGAAAAGUUUCUUAACCACCACCCCUUCACCCCUUUGGUUGAGGCCUAAAAGGUCUCCAUGCAACGGUAAAGGACAUUGAAUUCAAAUUUAAAUUUAGUUCCCUAUUGCUACUAUUAGUCCUUAGAUAAAACGCACUAUAAGUGAAAUAUAAUUGUAUUCCCAUAUGUGACAAUAAAAGUGGUUCACUUAAAGAUAUUUGUUGUUUGAACAUCACACAUUGCCCGCUUGGGAACCUCAGAUACUUUUCCUUUAUCCCAGAGGAGUGACGUGGCUGGGGUUAAGCUAGGGUUUGUGACACAGGAUAAAAAUAACAACCACACUAACAACUCUGCCAUUGUCUGAAAAUGCAGCACCUCCAUAUAAAGAAAGAAAUAAAGCCACCGCCACCUCUUUCUACACCUUUGUCCAUUAGACUAUAUGGCCUCCUAUACCACACGCUAGGAAACACUGGUUUACUAGGACUUGACUUCAUUUAAUUGCCUUGUAUGUCUUACAAGUUCAUGAAUAAAUUGCUUUUCUUUGUUUUUAGAGUAUAACAUGGCUGAAUUCCCUUAAUUUCAAGGUCAUUUAGUGCAGUGGUCCCCAAAUGGCAGUCUGUGGACCUUCAUCGGUCCGCAUGACUAACGCUGGCUUUCCCCAUAACAUAAAUAUUUAUUGUCAAAUAGAAAUAAAAGUAUAAAAAUAAAUCAUGCACCGGUCCCUGGUAAAAUUUCGAAACUUGUUCACCAGUCCGCCAAACUUAAAAGUUCGGGAACCACUGAUUUAGUGUGUCGAAGAUGUUGAAAUAAGUAAAAAGAACUCUUUGUAACAUUGUAUUUUCUCAUCUUCUUUUUUCAGAUAGUUAAAUCUAGCUCAUCUGAUCGAGUAACUGUGAUAGGGUCCUGUGUCACUCUUUAUGAAGCCCUGAGAGCCGCAGACACAUUGGCAGAGAGCGGCAUCAAUAUCAGAGUGAUUGAUCCUUUCACCAUUAAACCCAUUGAUGCUGCCACCAUUAUUGCCAGUGCCCAGGAGACUGGUGGGAAGAUCAUUACCGUUGAGGAUCAUUACGCUGAAGGUCAGUCUCCUAUUAAAAUAGGAUGAAGCAAAAUGUGUUGGAUUAUUUGGAGAAGAGGACACAUGACAAAGGGGGCACAAAAAACAACUUGCAGUGCAAUUGGAAGGUCUUGGGUGCCGCUGACCUGUCUCUCCUUUUGGGGCUAAGGUGGGAGCUGUCUGUAUUGACCUGAUUCUGCAGCUUCUGAGGAAUUGAUUUCUUGGCAGAUUGGCCAGUACAUGAUUGCCCAAUCAUGUGCUCCUAGGGCAACUAAUUAAUAUUGCAAAAGAAGAAUGAAUCAGUUUUUCAGCUUGCUGAAGGUUAACACUAUACCCCACUCUCAUUAGGUAGUUGAACCUGAAAUUUAAUAUCCAUGCCAGACAUUUCUAAAGAGUUUCACCUGACAGAACUUAUCAAUUUUGUAUUUUAAAAAAUAUCUCAAUAAACAAAAAGGUUAUUUGAUUAUAAAAUUUGCUGAAAAAUCAACAACAAAAUUUUUUACAUUAUGAAAAAGUGGCAUUUUUAAAGUCUAGCAUGGAGCCCUAACGUCUUUUUAAUUUUCGUGUCUUUUCAUUCCAUGCCUAUACAUCUUGUUCCGAUAUUUGCAUCACAUGGUUUGAAUGAGUGUCUCGUGCAUCAUCCUUGAUUGGCUUGAUUGGCUUGAUUGGUUCAGAGUUGGUUGAAUCAUUCAGUAUUUUUUUAUUGCUUCAUCAAAUAUAACUGCUAAAUGUUUGGAAAAGAAAGCAAAAUAUACAUAUAAUGAACUUUUCAAUAUGAAAUUAUCAGGAGCGGACUUCUGAAUGUUAUUGGAAUUGAUUGAAGUGAAGAACAUUGUUAAAGUUUUUUUCAUUUUAUGUGUUCUAAAUGCAUCAUUUCUUUCAACAGGUGGUAUUGGUGAGGCAGUUGCUGGUGCUGUUAGCCAACAACCCAACAUCAUAGUCAAACGUUUGUUUGUCCCUGAAAUUCCAAGGAGUGGGAAGUCUGAGGAGCUUAUGGAGAAAUAUGGCAUCAGUGCAGCUUGCAUUGUCAAGGCAGUGAACAACAUUCUCUCAGUUUAAUAUCUUAGCUCAAGAAACAUUCAUGUCUUUACUCCAAAGCUGGGAUAUUUUUAUUUAUUUGUGGACCACAGGAAAGUUUAUGUAAAGGGAUGAACUGUUAUAUUUUAAAAUGUUAUUUUGUCACUUUUUCAUAAUUUCAAACUUUUAUUUGCAAUAGUUUUAACAUUUUCAGUUGUUUUUUUUUCAGUUACAUCAAAAUUUCUUGCUAAGUUGAAUACUUAGUUAAACACAUUUUUGGGCUCAGUAUUCUAUUUCUUUUAAUAUUUUAUAAUAUAUACUUUCUUCCUAUUCCAUUUUCUUAAGUAUAUAAAUAUCUUUAAUAUAGAUAAAAGUAACCAUUGGGGCUGUACCUAAAUUAUAUUGUGUGCACAUUUUGUACAAUACAUGUUUUAUCCAAUGCAAUGGUGUAUCAGCAGAGGUCACAGAAGCAGGGAGUUGUAUUUGCUUGAGUUUGAAAGCUUAAGAGCAAAGGUUCUAUGAAUGUUCAGCCUCAAGUCACAUUAUUUUUUGUUUGUUUCUGUCAUUAGAAAUAAUGUGAAAUUUGAUAUAUUUGAUCUGUAUUCAUUGGUUACCAGUAGUGUACAGUACACAUAACUCUGGCUUGUCCUGUAACCUAUGUUUGUUAUUUGUUGGUCCGAGUUGUUCAGAGCACCUAGUAAUCUCAGUAAAGGCUUAAGAGGUGUAGAAAUGUAGUUUGUUGCAUAUGGUAUCUCGCACAAACAUCUUACUUUCCACCUUUUGAUUCCAUACAUUGGGUUAGAAAAAAGAGGCUUAUUUUGAAAGAUGUUAGUUUAUAGUUGUAUCCUUUUCUUUCGUUUAAAUCUGUUUAAUCAGACAUUUGCGUAUGAUAUUAAUACAAUGUGAUUUGGAAGUUUUCUUUGUGAUUUUUUUUCAUGCUUAAAAAUUUUGUAUUUUUUAAAUGUGUAAAGAAUUUUUCUUCAAUUGUUUGUUAGCUGAAAAGUGUAGACAUCUUACAAAGUAAUGUUAAAUAUUUUUGAUGGAGGAAACUUUUUUUUUCUGUAAUCUUUUUUGCUAUAUUAAAAUUUGUUGACAAG
Messenger RNA from Lymnaea stagnalis (great pond snail), 13004 nucleotides. NCBI's taxonomy places the organism in Eukaryota, Metazoa, Mollusca, Gastropoda, Lymnaeidae. The record is from the annotation of a GenBank genome assembly.